Messenger RNA from Mercenaria mercenaria, 1636 nucleotides. RefSeq names its product beta-1,3-galactosyl-O-glycosyl-glycoprotein beta-1,6-N-acetylglucosaminyltransferase-like. Gene Ontology annotation, molecular function: acetylglucosaminyltransferase activity. Lineage: Eukaryota; Metazoa; Mollusca; Bivalvia; Venerida; Veneridae. The record is from RefSeq and is a predicted model, not a curated record. The coding region runs from base 254 to 1615 and encodes 453 amino acids. Gene Ontology annotation, cellular component: membrane. The transcript has 2 exons.
ACAGUUCUCAGGAGGAAAUUAUCGCCACAGUUCUAGUUCAGGCUAGUCGUUUUAGUUCUCAGGUCAGACAAUUCGUCAUAGUUCUAGGUCGGACUAGUGGCCAUAGUUAUAGGUCGGACUAGUUGCCAUAUAGUUCUCAGGUCGGACAAUAGUUCUAGGCCGGACUAGUCGCCAUAGUUCUCAGGUCGUACAAUUCGUCAUAGUUCUCGGAUGGGAAUAAUCACCUAAGUUCAAAGAUCAGGCAAAGCGUAGCAUGUUUCAAUUGCCUAAAAAAGUGCUGAAAAAGCAGACGAUACCACUAGCGUGGUCGCUGAUUUGUGUUACAAACUUCGUGUAUCUUUAUAUAUUCCACAGUUAUAUAUAUGGAAAAAGUCGUCAUUGUGACGCCAAUUUUAAGAAAGAUUUGAAAAGAAAUUUCGAAGAGAGACAUCCCGAAGAUGACAAUACAGUUGACAGGUAUCAGAACACUAACACUUCCAGUGUGUCUUUAUUUUUACAUAGUAAAUGGUCGGAGGUACCAUGCAACAUGUCGGAGUACCUUAAAAUCCUCAGGGACGAAUGCAAAACACAGAAACACAAACAAAAUAAAAAGAAUUGCAACGUUGAAUACUUGUACAAUGACUGUGACGGGCUGCGAAAAUCUUAUCUGUAUGGAAAAGAGGGAACUACUUUCGAAGAAAAAAUAUUCCCUUUAGCGUAUGCUUUAAAGAUUCAUAAAGAUUCAAACCAAGCUCAUAGAUUGCUUAGAUAUAUAUAUCAGGAACACAACGUUUAUUGCAUCCAUGUUGACAAAAAGGCACUAAACGAAAUUUACAUGUUUUUCAAAGGCAUUGAAAAAUGCUUUGAUAAUAUAUUUGUGGUAGACAACCCGGUUACGGUUAUAUAUUCGUCCAUACGACAAGUAGAAGCAGAGUUAAAAUGCAUGGAGAUUUUAAACACUCUGAAGACUAAAUGGAAAUAUUACAUCAAUUUGACUGGACAAGAGUUUAUGCUUAAAACAAAUUUAGAAAUUGUAAAAAUAUUGAAACUAUUAAAUAAUACAAAUAACAUAGAAAGCGAGACAAUACCUAAUGGUCAGAAGGAAAAAAUAAUUUGGAAGCGCAUUAUCGUUGGGAACCAGCUCAAACAGACAUCAGUUAAAAACGGACGUUUUCCAGAGGAUGUUGGAAUUCGGAAGGGAUCGGCUUAUGGGAUGUUCACUAAAGCUUUUGUGCAGUAUAUUUUACAUGAUCCGUUCGUGAAAGAACUUUUACUUUGGUUUCAAAACACGUUUUCCCCUGAAGAAUUUAUUUGGGCAACGCUCCAGAAAUUGCCCAACUCCCCAGGAGGUUGUGCACGGACAGAAUGCACCAAAUUUAUUUCGCGUGAAGUGGUAUGGAGACAUACACCGAACAGAACUACACAAUGUUAUGGAAAAUUUGUUCGUUAUAUUUGCAUCUUUGGUUUAAAAGACGUUCCCAGGUUACUUACAAACGAAAAUAUCGUCGCAAACAAAUUCUACGAGAGUUAUCAGCCCUUGGCAUUAGACUGUAUCGAACAAGGAAUGUAUGAGAGACUUUUAAAUGGCGGGCAUCUGAGUUUUGAUUUGAAUGAAUAUAAGAAACUUCUAGAAUAGGGCUUUGAAGGGAUUUGAAAA